This is a messenger RNA of Solanum verrucosum, 2837 nucleotides long. RefSeq lists its product as uncharacterized. The transcript has 18 exons. Bases 151 to 2775 code for a protein of 874 amino acids. Gene Ontology annotation, biological process: guanosine tetraphosphate metabolic process. Lineage: Eukaryota; Viridiplantae; Streptophyta; Magnoliopsida; Solanales; Solanaceae. The record is from RefSeq and is a predicted model, not a curated record. Gene Ontology annotation, cellular component: chloroplast.
ACAACCACCAGUAUAGAAAAGGCCUCUCACUUUGUACCACACAUUACCUACUGUUAAAUCACACAAAUCUCAUGUUGAACUCCAAUUUUCAUGGAGUUUCGAUUCUUUCACUUGCUUUGAUUUGAUUCAAUUUUUCGAUCAAAGCAAGAGAUGCUUUCAUGUCAAAAUUCCACUAUGUUUUGCCACAGACGUGCUUUGAUUUUGCGUAAGAAUCCGUUGUUGCUGUUUUUCCCCUGUCAAGGUCUUCGUAGAAAUGUAAAAUUCCGAUGUGUUCUCGAUCAGAUUGUGCCCAAAUUAACUGUUUCAUCGUCGUUAAGCUCUGUGUUGACUUCCGGCAACGCGAUUGCUGCGGCAGCGGCGGUCAGUGGUGGUUCCGUUCACGGAGCGGUUACGUCGGCGAUAACGCAGGUUGCAGUCACCGCGGUUGCGAUUGCAUCCGGAGCUUGCCUUUCUACUAAGGUCGAUUUUUUGUGGCCCAAAGUGGAUGAACAACCUGGAUCACUCUUGUUGGAUGGAGUAGAUGUCACUGGAUACCCCAUCUUCAACGAUGAUAAGGUGCAGAAGGCUAUUGCAUUUGCACGAAAAGCUCACAAUGGACAGCUACGCAGAACUGGAGAGCCGUAUUUAACACAUUGUAUCCACACUGGAAAGAUUGUAGCUGUCUUGGUUCCAUCAACUGGGAAAAGGGCCAUUGAUACGGUUGUUGCGGGAAUUCUCCAUGAUGUGGUUGAUGAUACGGGUGAAAGUUUGGACACUAUAGAGAGAGAGUUUGACGCUGAUGUUGCAAAUUUGGUAGCAGGUGUUUCUAGGUUAAGUUUCAUCAAUCAGCUGUUAAGGAGGCAUCGCAGGUUAAAUGUGAAUCAAGCUGCACUUAGCCAUGAUGAGGCAAAUAAUUUACGAGUGAUGCUACUGGGAAUGGUUGAUGAUCCACGUGUGGUGCUUAUCAAACUAGCAGACCGUCUUCACAACAUGAGAACCAUAUAUGCAUUACCUCCAGCCAAGGCUCAAGCUGUUGCUCAAGAGACACUGGCUAUUUGGUGUUCACUUGCUUCGAGAUUGGGGCUUUGGGCAUUAAAGGCUGAACUUGAAGAUCUAUGUUUUGCAGUGCUUCAGCCUCAAAUAUUUCUUCGCAUGAGAGCUGACCUAGCAUCCAUGUGGAGCCAUCCAAACAGGACAGGCAAUGCAAGAAAAAUAUAUGGCAAAUUCAGCUCCCUUUUGCACCAGAGAAUGAAACGUGUGACCGCUGAGCGCGAAGAACCCUCAGAAACUGAUGAAGAAAACAUAUGCAUGAAGGUUCUUUUGCAAGCUGUACUUCCUUUUGAUCUUUUACAAGAUAGAAAGAAGCGUACUGACUUUUUCAACAAGCUUGUGGCAAAUUCAAAUUUGGAGACAACACCAAAGGUCGUGAGAGAUGCUGCCUUUGCCCUAGGAACUCUGGUAGUUUGCGAGGAGGCUUUGGAGCGUGAAUUAUUCAUUUCUACCUCAUAUGUGCCUGGGAUGGAAGUCACAUUAUCUGGACGCUUAAAAAGCUUGUUUAGUAUUUAUAGUAAGAUCAAAAGGAAAGAAAUUGGCAUAAACAAAGUGUAUGAUGCCCGUGCAUUGAGGGUUAUUGUCGGAGAUAAGAAUGGGGCAUUACACAGCCAGGCAGUUCAGAGUUGCUAUAAUCUUCUCAACAUUGUGCACAGGCUAUGGACCCCUAUCGAUGGAGAGUUUGAUGACUACAUUGUUAACCCAAAACCAAGUGGCUACCAGUCCCUACACACUGCAGUACAAGGUCCCGACAACUCACCUCUGGAAAUUCAAAUAAGAACCCAGAGGAUGCAUGAGUGUGCUGAACAUGGACUUGCAGCGCAUUGGCUUUACAAAGAAACUGAAGAUAAGCUGCCCUUGGUGACCAGUGUAACUGGUUCUGGAACAACUACACCCUCAUUCUUCUCAACAGAUAUUGAAGAUCAAGGUUCUAUUGAAGAUGAUGGGUCACAUAAGUAUAGCUCGUUAAAAGUGGGAGAUCCUGUCCUCAGAGUGGAAGCAGGUCACCUGCUUGCUGCAGUUAUUGUGAGAGUGGACAAGGAUGCAAGAGAAUUGCUUGUUGCUGUAAGUUUUGGGCUAGCAGCUUCUGAGGCAGUAGCUGACAGAAGAUCUUCUUCUCAGACGAAAAGAUGGGAAGCUUUUGCAAGAUUAUAUAAGAAGGUAUCUGAUGAAUGGUGGUGCGAACCAGGACAUGGGGAUUGGUGCACUUGCCUGGAAAAGUAUACACUUUGUCAAGAUGGUAUGUACCACAAGCAAGACCAGUUCGAGCGCUUGUUGCCCACUUUCAUCCAAAUCAUUGAAUUGACAGAGCAGGAAGAAAAUGUUUACUGGGCUAUCAUGUCUGCCAUCUUUGAGGGGAAACCUGUUGCCUCUGUUACAUCUAACCCAAGUUUUGAGAACAAGCUGGGCUAUAACGCUUCUAAUCCGACAUUAAGGGACUCUGGCAUCAACAAUAAGGUAUAUUUGCUGAGGACAAUGCUUCAAUGGGAGAAGCAACUGCGCUCUGAAGCAAGUCAGCGAGUGGUGCUUGCUACAAAACCAUAUGAAGCUAGCUCCGGUUUGCUAGGUGAGGUGGUCAUCGUAUGCUGGCCCCAUGGUGAGAUAAUGCGCCUGAGCACUGGUAGCACCGCAGCUGAUGCUGCUAGGAGAGCAGGGUUGGAAGGGAAGUUGGUUUCAGUAAAUGGCCAGCUGGUAGUGCCCAAUACAAAGUUAAAAGAUGGUGAUGUGGUUGAGAUCAGAAUGUAGAUAUUUUCAAUCACGCUCGGUCUGUACAGCAUGUAUAUUCAUUGCAAUUCUGGGAAGGCGCU